This is a messenger RNA of Glycine soja, 1568 nucleotides long. Its product is annotated as general transcription factor 3C polypeptide 6-like. Gene Ontology annotation, biological process: transcription by RNA polymerase III. NCBI's taxonomy places the organism in Eukaryota, Viridiplantae, Streptophyta, Magnoliopsida, Fabales, Fabaceae. The transcript has 6 exons. Gene Ontology annotation, cellular component: transcription factor TFIIIC complex. The record is from RefSeq and is a predicted model, not a curated record. The coding region runs from base 897 to 1301 and encodes 134 amino acids.
AACACAAUUCUAUUUUCCAGCAAAAGUGUGUUUUUAUUAUUUUCUAAAGGGAGUGUAAAAAAAAAAACAAGUGUAGAACCGAAUCAAUGGAAUCGUAAUUUGUUAUUUCCGUUAGUUUCGGUUUGCUUCCUCUUCUUCUUCCUCUGCGCUUCACAUCCUCAGACCUCAACCAUCAGCACCACCAUACCAACAACAUCAUCGCGGCGCCAUCACCACCGUACCAACAACAUCAUCGCGCGAUCCAAGCAACACUCACACCAACAGAUCUAUGCGCCACAACACCACCGCGCAACGGAGAAGUCGCGCGCGCGCAGGAAGCCUCAAAGAUUGAUUCGCGCACACAGAUGGAGGUGCAAUGAUGGUGUGACGGCGGCGCGGUGGUGGCUGGUCCAAGGCGGCGACGCGUGACGUUAUUCGAGAAGAAAGGGGUCGCGCACGCAGAUCUGGAGUCUGGAGCGAAGGACAUGGGCGACACUGAUUUCUUGGGCCCAGGGAAGGGGAAGAGGGAGGGAGAACAAAGGGGUAAGAUGGUCUUUUCCCUGGUUUGUAGGGCCCAAUAGUAACAGCCUUUAAAAAAAUAACCUAGUAAAGAGAAGCCAGCCCACUACACGGCCCACUCAAAUUUUUGCCAAUUCUCGAACUCACGAAGUCGAACACCGCCACCCUCAGUCUUCCUUCAUACAUCCAUUGUAAUCAUCUCUCUCCCAUCUCUGUUUCUGCAUGCUCGAAAAGCUAGGGAGAAAGGGGUUAGAAGCCCAUCUCUAUUUUGAUUUUCUGCCCUGGAAUUCCACUAAGUGUGUUAUUGUGACUGAACGGUUGUUGAGCUCUAUUUUUGGAGCUUUUGGUGUUGUCAUUAAAAGAAUUUGGUAGCUGAGACUUGGGCAUUUAACAGGAAUAUGGAGGCAAAUGCAGCUUCACACGAUCAUGAGGAUCAAGAUGAAUAUGUUUUGCUUAACUUGGAUGGUGUUUCUGACCUAAUUGACAUUCCACCAAAUGCAAAGUAUGUUCUUACUGGCCUUGAUACAUUAAACCCAGUACUGAUCAUUGAUGACAAAUUCAAGCUGAUUGGAGAAUAUGAGGAGACAAUUGGCACAUGCAUUGCUUUUACAGAACAAGCCGCUGUGGUUCAUGAAGAGACUGGACCAUCUGAAGUGAACAUUUUCUCCGGAACAAGACUAAUUGAUUCAAGUCAAGCUCCAACAACGCAAGUGAAACCUGUGUGUCAGCUUCACAAGGUUCUCAAGUUUAAACUAUCACCUGAUUCUGAAAUUCAGAACGUCACAGCUAAGGAGGCCAAAUGAAUUUAAAACUUAUGAGAUCCUGGGAAUUGAUGUCAAUUUGGGUGUAUUUGUGUGUACCUUGGUGAACAAUGACUUAUUCCCUUAGAUUUUCUUUUAGAUAUGUACAGAGAGCCUUUUUCAAUAUAGCUUACAUUGUUCUAUGGUAGGUAUACGUUUAAGGUACAGAGAGCCUUUUUCUGUAUAUCCCCCUUCAUUUUUAACUAAUACGUGGCAUUCAAUAUAGUAUUAUAUUUUAGAAUAUAUGAAAGUUCCAACUUGCCAAUCGUA